AUGGCCGACAACGACGUCCCAGCAACGCAACCUGCGCAUGACACGCCGGGAGACGAAGCGAUACCUGUUAGUGUUCUUGAAGAUGGGUCGCUGGAUCCCGUAUAUGAAGCCAAGGCCAAGGUUCUCAAUAAAGCCAUUCAGGAUAUAGGCAUGGGGAGAUACCAGUGGCAGCUCUUCAUUGUGAUUGGCUUCGGAUGGGCAAUGGAUAAUCUCUGGCCAAUUGUAACUUCGCUCAUCUUCACGCCUGUCAGCAACGAGUUCCGCCCUACCAGGCCCCCUUUGCUGACCCUGUCCCAAAAUAUCGGUCUUUUAUUCGGCGCCGUGUUCUGGGGUUUCGGCUGCGAUGUCUUUGGUAGACGAUGGGCUUUCAAUCUUACCAUUGGAAUCACGGCUGUGUUUGGAAUGGUGGCUGCUGGAAGUCCGAAUUUCGCUGCCAUUGGAACCUUUGCUGCGCUCUGGUCGGUCGGUGUUGGUGGUAAUCUUCCUGUCGAUUCUGCCAUUUUCCUCGAGUUCCUGCCUGGAUCUCAUCAGUACUUGCUGACGAUACUCUCGAUAUAUUGGUCGCUAGCACAGGUUUUUGCUACGCUUGUUGCUUGGCCAUUGCUAGGGAAUCUGACCUGCCAGCAGACAGCAGACGUAUGCACAAAGGAUCAGAACAUGGGAUGGCGAUACUUCAUCCUCACCAUGGGCGGCGUAGCACUGAUCAUGUUUGUUGGCCGGUUUGCGUUGUUCACCAUCUUUGAGUCGCCAAAGUUCCUCAUGGGCAAGGGUCAGGAUUCAGAAGCUGUCCGCAUAGUCCACGAAGUUGCUCGCCGCAAUCGUAAAUCUUGCCCGUUGACCCUAGACGAUCUGGAAACUUGCAAUAGCCUUGCUCAAACAGAUGCUACUCAGCACCAAACCGCCGUCACUACCACCAAGGCAGCACUGAAGCGAAACCUCGAGAAGCUAGACAGCUCUCACGUCAAAGCCCUCUUCGCCACAAAGAAGCUCGCCUUCUCUACCAGUACCAUUACUAUAGUCUGGGCAUUCAUCGGCCUCGGGUACCCUCUUUACAACGCCUUCCUACCCUACAUCCAAGCCACGCGAGGCGCAGAUUUCGGCGACGGCUCCACAUACAUCACUUACCGCAACAGCCUGAUAAUCGCCGUUCUGGGCGUCCCCGGCUGCAUACUCGGUGGCAUUCUAGUCGAAACGCCUCUUAUCGGGCGCAAAGGCACACUGGCCGCGUCCACGGUCCUCACAGGCGUCUUCCUGCUUUGCUCCACCACGGCUCUCACUUCUGACGCGCUGCUCGGCUGGAACUGCGCCUACAAUUUCAUGAGCAACAUCAUGUACGCCGUGCUGUAUGCGUAUACACCUGAAAUCUUCCCGACCAAAGAUCGCGGGACGGGCAAUGCCAUUACCGCGAGUGCGAACCGUGUUUUCGGUAUCAUGGCGCCGAUUGUGGCCAUGUUUGCGAAUCUCGAGACGAGCGCACCCGUCUAUGUGUCUGGCGUGCUGUUUAUCGCUGCGGGGCUGUUGGUUCUGGUUUUGCCGUUUGAGAGCCGGGGGAAGGCGAGUAUGUAG
Exserohilum turcica Et28A is the source of this 1566-nucleotide messenger RNA. RefSeq lists its product as uncharacterized. Gene Ontology annotation, molecular function: transmembrane transporter activity. Gene Ontology annotation, biological process: transmembrane transport. The record is from RefSeq and is a predicted model, not a curated record. The transcript has 4 exons. Lineage: Eukaryota; Fungi; Ascomycota; Dothideomycetes; Pleosporales; Pleosporaceae. The coding region runs from base 1 to 1566 and encodes 521 amino acids.